Molecule: messenger RNA, 1905 nt
Organism: Bactrocera tryoni
Lineage: Eukaryota; Metazoa; Arthropoda; Insecta; Diptera; Tephritidae
Exons: 2
Coding region: 579-1601 (340 amino acids)
Source: RefSeq, a predicted model, not a curated record
GGAUUUAAACUUGUGGUAGAAUGUGAACGAUGUAUGCCAAAAAAUAUUUUAUCAUGUCAACAAAUUGGCAGAAUGUAUGAACUAAAUCGGCGGUUAAUUUUUGUUAUGCGAGUAUUGGGUUUGGGUCUUGCUGGAUGCAAAAAGUUUUGCAGUUUGAUGGAUCUAAGCAGCUCCUUAUUGAAUCAAUCAACAUACGACUUUUAUGUUAAUAAAAUACAUGAAUGUAUUAUCAUAGUUACUGAGAAACUGUUCUCCUCUGCUGCUACAGAGGAAAAGCAAUUGACAAGUUUAGCAAACAACAUGGAAGAUACGACAGAUGUGACUGUCUCCGGUGGUGGGACGUGGAAAAAGCGUGGUUUUGCAUCACUUUAUGGUGUCAGUUCUCUAAUCGGAUAUCACUCAGGAAAAGUCUUGGAUGUCAUUGUUAAAUGUUCAUACUGUAAACUAUGCGAGUCUUGAAAAAAAAAUUAAAAACGGCAGAAUUUGAAGAGUGGAAAGAAAAACACUUCGAAAAUGAACAAUGUACCGCCAAUCGCACUGGAGCAUCUGGAAACAUGGAAGUAUCUUCAAUUAUUUAAAUGUUUAAACGUUCUAUUGUAAAACAUGGCUUGAGGUACGUAAAUUAUAUAGGAGAUGGGGAUUCUAAAACAUACUCUGGUAUUCUCAAAGCCAAACCUUAUGGUGAAAAUUUUGUUGUCAAUAAGAAAGAAUGCGUUGGCCACGUACAGAAGAGGAUGGGAACUGUUGAGGAAAAAAUAGUCAAUGGCAAAAAAACUCCAAAAAAAAUUCUUUUUGGUAAAGGUAAAUUGACUAGUAAAUUGAUUGACAAAUUAACUGUAUGUUAUGGCUUAGCGAUAAGAAGAAACAGUGAUUCAGCUGAUAAAAUGAGGGAUGCGAUAUGGGCAACUUACUACCACUUCAGUUCUACACACAAAAACCCGCAGCAUCAAAAUUGCCCUGAAGAUCCAGACACGUGGUGCACCUGGCAGCGAGCAUCAGCAUCAGGUACUCUCUCAUCGUUCGAACACCAAUAUACUCCAUUACCAGAUGAUGUUUUAACUGCAAUGAAACCAAUUUAUGAAGACCUGAAUAAGGAUGAGCUUUUGGAGCGGUGUGUUGGAGGAUUUACACAAAAUAACUAUGAAAGUUUCAAUCAGUUGAUUUGGAAAAUUUCUCCCAAAAUACUUCCAGCUGGGUCGAUAAUCGUUCAAAUUGCUGCAUUAAUCGCUGCUUGUAUUUUCAAUGAAGGGAUAUCAGCAUUAUUAUUAAUUAUGCACGGUAUAGACCUAAAACUUGGUCCAAAUUCGCAUGAAUAUGCCCGAAACAUGGAUGAAAACCGGUUCAUUAUUGCUCUACAGUUUAAGUUCUAUUCUCUUUCUACAAAACGUAUAGUGCAAGUAAAUACCGCAAAUGGUAAAAUUACUUUUCACGAUCACUAUUGGAUUUUACUCGUUUUUGGAAUUUUUACCAAUCCUAUAAUUCGUUACUCUCCAAAAUUUAGUGAAUUGAAAACCACAAAGAAUAUUCAAAAAAUGAAUUUCUAUGUAUAUAUAUACAUAUAUUUACUUUUAUUUACCGAAAUGUAUUAUAUUUAUUUUUAAAUCUAUUUUAGUCUAAUGUGAAUAAAUUACGAAUGCCGUUUGUACGACAAGAAACGUUUUUCUUUAACAUUUGACUUCGCAAAUUACGUUUGUCCACAAAUAAACACAUUUUAAAUAUACGCAUAUGUGUAUAAUUUACAUAAUCGUUUGUAUAUAAAUUAAUGUACUUUUUGAAUUGUUUUUUCGUUCUCUAUUCAACCCUAUUUAUAUAAAAUUAACGACCAGCAUUAUAUUACAUAUGUAUAUGUAUACUUGUCACUUUUUUACUAGUUUUGUAUUUACAAACUGCGUUUUCAUAACUGAA